Oldenlandia corymbosa var. corymbosa is the source of this 840-nucleotide messenger RNA. Lineage: Eukaryota; Viridiplantae; Streptophyta; Magnoliopsida; Gentianales; Rubiaceae. The record is from the annotation of a GenBank genome assembly.
AUGUCAAACAAGUGUUUUGUGAGGGUGGAACUAGGGUUUGCCUACUUUCAGGAAAUUCCUUUGCCUUCAACUUUGCUCAUUCAAGAUGAAGAUAGAUCAAAAGAGAUUUUAUUGAUCAGUAACAAUAACGAGUACAAAGUCAGUGGCUUCGUUAAUAAAGACUGGACACACGUGAGGAUUGGUGGUAACAAUUGGUAUGAAUUUGUGAAGGCUCACAAAUUAGUUCUCAAUCAGGGACUCUACUUUAUUGUGAGGGAAUUAGGGAUUAUGAAUGUUUUUGUGUUUGAUAAAAAUAAUGUUCUCAGCAACAGUCCAACACCAAAUAUGUCAUGGAAUUACAGCAACAACAUCAAAGUUCAAAUGGUUUUACCGGUUGGAUUAAGUAGUUGUAUCACAGAAGAUCAUGCAGAUAACUUUGGUUAUUUUUCAAACUGGUCGGUUGUCUAUGGGGAGUGUACAUAUAUCAAUCAAAUAGCAUAUUCUCCUCAUAAGAAUGCUGCAAGAUUGGUUGUAAGUGGUUAUCAAUGGGAUAAGCUUUUAAAAGACCAUGCCAACAUGACUGUUCCAUUUGAAUUCUGGAGACGACAUAGGAGUAUCCUUACCAAAAACUUGGUUGUCAUAUACACUAAUGCAAUGAUGUAUAAUAUGGAGUUGCAUAAAUCAUACAAUCCGCUGCAUUAUGGUAAAAAAGUGUCCCAGUUGAAGAUUGUCAGGAAUUGGAACACACUGAUGCUUGAUAAUCAGUUUCUAAAAGGAAGUGUUCUUAAAUUUAUGCUGGAUGUCGAAAGUGUACACCCCAGAAAGAAUGAUGUAACUUUUUCUAUUUCAGAGAUUUCCUAG